Dioscorea cayenensis subsp. rotundata (Guinea yam) is the source of this 1001-nucleotide messenger RNA. RefSeq names its product dof zinc finger protein DOF3.1-like. Bases 251 to 913 code for a protein of 220 amino acids. Lineage: Eukaryota; Viridiplantae; Streptophyta; Magnoliopsida; Dioscoreales; Dioscoreaceae. The transcript has a single exon. The record is from RefSeq and is a predicted model, not a curated record. Gene Ontology annotation, molecular function: DNA-binding transcription factor activity; DNA binding. Gene Ontology annotation, biological process: regulation of DNA-templated transcription.
UAGUUGACAAGUAAUUUAGUAAAAUGAAGAGGGGUAUAAUCGUAAAAAAGCAAGGAAGACGACAAGAAGAGAAGGAUAUGAACGAAGAUCACGAAACAGUGGAAGAUAUUUGCGAGUCGAGAGCGUGAAGUUGCUUCUCUCUCACGCUUCCAUUAUCUUCGCCGGAGAUGACGAUCAUCACCGCCGGAGCUCACCAGAAGUUUUCCGGAAGCUCAUAGGAACGAUCUCUCUGUCCGAUCGAUCGCGAGGAAUGCAAGACUUGCAAGCGAUGAUGUUGCAGCGCCGAUUACGAGGGUACGAGCCGCCGUCUCAGCACGCCGCCGCCGUAGCGCCACCUCCGCCGAUCAAGUGCCCCCGUUGCGACUCCACCAAUACAAAGUUCUGCUACUAUAACAACUACAACCUCUCACAGCCCCGCCACUUCUGCAAGGCUUGCCGGCGGUACUGGACUAAGGGCGGCGUCCUUCGCAACGUCCCCGUCGGCGGUGGCUCCCGUAAGAGCUCGUCGAAGCGUAGUUCCUCAUCCUCCUCCAAGAAACCCUCCGCUGUCGCCGACAGCGAUCGCCGCCGCCCCGUUGUCUCCCGAUCCAACAGCGAUGCGUCUUCCCUUUCAAACCCUAACCCUAACCCUAACCGUAGCCCGCCACGUCAUCCGGAGCCGGAUCUGAACCCGGACGCCGGUGGUUCUCUCACUGGACUCAUAGCAGCGGCAGAGAAGCAGUCUACGGUGGGGAUGGGGUUUGGGUUCAGUGAUCCAACGGCUGGGAUCACGGAUCUGGGACCGAGGAUGGUUGGCGGUGAGAUCAACGGCUUGGAUUGGCCGGCGCCGGUGUUCGAACAGGGAGAGUUCUGGAAUCAGGGUCAGUGGAGCGAAACCGACCCGAACCCCGACCCCUCUCUCUUUCUUCCCUAAUCUCUCCCGCCUCAUUAAUUACAAACUAUUAUUAUUAAUUAUUAAUUAUUAAUCAAUUCUGUGUAUUUUUAUAUAUAUAUAUUUUUUA